AUGAAGAUCACCGAAGUGGUCAAGGACUUCGAGAUGGGGAUGGAGGAGUCACAGAACCAGCGCGAUAGCAGGGUCGAGGACCUGUGGAGGAAGCUGGACCCGCACGGCACAGGGGAGCUGGACCUGAAGGGGCUGCAGAAGGGCCUGCGGAGGAUAGACCAUCCUUUGAAGAAUGCCGACGACUUGCUAGGGGAGGUUGUCAGGGCGGUCGACACGAACCGGGACGGCAAGAUACAGUACGAAGAAUUUCGAGUCUUCGUCGAGGCUGCCGAGCGCCAGCUGCUCCGGCUUUUCAAGUCCAUUGACCGGAAUCACGAUGGCAAAUUGGGCCAGGAGGAACUCAGGGCGGCCUUCCAGAAGGCAGGGCUCGCCGUGCCCAAAAGGCGGCUUGCCGGGUUUUUCGAAGAGGUCGACAUGAACCACGACGGCUUCAUAAGCUUCGACGAGUGGCGAGACUUUUUGCUGUUUAUGCCCACCAACCCGAGCGGCUCCCCCCUCGAAGCCGCAUUGUCCUAUUAUUCUUCAAUUGUUACUCUUAAUGCUGAAGGCGAUUCUAUGGUCACGGAAGAAACACUCGAGGGCAUAGGUACGACCGGCUUCCUUCUUCACGCACUUUUUGGCUCUAUUGUCAGGCUUGCACAACCUGCCCCUCCUGAUCCGUCUCCCAACCUCAAUCAACCUGGACCCACGACCGCAACCUCAACUGCGACAGACCCCUCGUCGCAACCAACCUCGUCUUCGAGAAAACCACCCAUCUCCUCACAACUCAAACCACCACUCGAAGACGACCCUGCGGCGACAGCAAACACCAACGAAAUGGCAGCUGCUUACGCCAACACCCCUCAACCCGCUGCUGGCAGCGUUCAAGGCACCAUCCAGCAGGUGACUGGAGAAGCUGUCAGGAGCCUCAAGGUCAUAGCCACCUCGGGCACUUCAUUCGGCGGCAGCAGCAGAGGCAGCAGCAUCAGCAGUGACGACGAGCACGAGUUUUUGGACAUCCACGACCACCAUCCCCAGCUGCAAUGGCGCGAACUUGAUGACGAGGAGUGCGAGGAUAAGCUUACAAAAUCGAGACUAACCCAAUACCUGCCUGAACCAGGUUACUUUCUCGCCGGUGCUCUCGCAGGCGGGAUCUCGCGCACGGCGACAGCUCCACUCGAUCGCCUCAAGGUCUACCUGCUCGUCAACACCAAGACAAAGGCCGGCGUCGCUGCUGAUGUUGUUAAGCAAGGCCAACCGCUGGCUGCUGUCCGAGCGGCUGGCAAGCCAAUUGGUGAUGCCGUCCACGCUUUGUGGAAGGCUGGCGGUUUCCGCACCUUUUUCGCAGGGAAUGGGCUGAAUGUGAUCAAGAUCAUGCCCGAAACUGCAAUCAAAUUCGGCUCGUACGAGGCUGCAAAGCGCACCCUUGCCACCCUCGAGGGACAUGACGAUCCGACCAGGAUCAACCCCUACUCAAAGUUUGCUGCUGGUGGUGUUGCAGGCAUGACUGCACAGUUUUGCGUGUAUCCACUAGAUACCCUCAAGUUCCGUCUGCAAUGCGAGACGGUCGAAGGUGGUCUGACUGGCAACGCGCUCCUUGUUCAGACCGCCAAGAAGAUGGUCGCUGAGGGAGGUUUCCGGAGUGCGUACCGAGGCAUCACCAUGGGCUUGGUCGGCAUGUUCCCGUACAGCGCGAUCGACAUGGGCACAUUUGAAUUCCUGAAGAAGACCUUCACGCGAUACAAGGCCCGCUACUAUGGGCUCCACGAGGAGGAUGCGGCCCCUGGGAACGUCGUGACUGGCAUCAUUGGUGCGACUUCAGGUGCCUUCGGUGCCACUGUGGUCUACCCUCUGAACGUCCUUCGCACGCGACUUCAGACCCAGGGCACGGUCAUGCACCCACCAACCUAUACCGGCAUCUGGGACGUGGCGCGAAAGACGUACAGUAAUGAGGGCUUGCGAGGGAUGUACAAGGGAUUGACGCCGAAUCUGCUCAAGGUCGCGCCGGCUCUCAGCAUCACGUGGAUCGUCUACGAGAACUCGAAGAGUUUCCUCGGCCUGCACUGA
Diaporthe amygdali is the source of this 2046-nucleotide messenger RNA. Its product is annotated as calcium dependent mitochondrial carrier protein. The record is from RefSeq and is a predicted model, not a curated record. Gene Ontology annotation, molecular function: ATP transmembrane transporter activity; calcium ion binding. NCBI's taxonomy places the organism in Eukaryota, Fungi, Ascomycota, Sordariomycetes, Diaporthales, Diaporthaceae. The transcript is spliced from 7 exons. Bases 1 to 2046 code for a protein of 681 amino acids. Gene Ontology annotation, biological process: transmembrane transport.